UUCUGACUUCUCCGUACUUGUUCGGACCCCCACCGUGAGCAAAGGCAUUCGAAGAUGCGUCGUGGCUUCUACGCAUGACUUCGCACCGCUUGAAAUGACAACGGGUCGCUGCAUCGCUCUCUCCUCUAUAAGUUUGAGUAACACCUUGCUCCCAUUUGGAUAACUGGGACUUUUGGUACUAUUCAUUUCAUGGGUAUCACAGAAGAAACAGCUUCAAGUUCAAUUUACCGGCGAAUUCAAGUUUUAAGAUCGGAGCUAAUAAGCAACAGCAAUAGUACCUUAGCGCUGCAGUUAUGGAUAAUGUAUGUAGUUUUAACAUUAAACGACUAAGGAUAUGACAUUUGAUAGAGCAUUAACCCAUUUAAUAUAGGCUUAUACCCGAAGUAUAUCUUAGAUAGUUGAACGUUUAUUUUGAACGUUUAAUGUGAAAGGAUGCCUGUUCGACGGGGACACGUUGCGCCUCAGAAUACAUUCGUGGAUACAAUCAUCCGUACAUUUGAAGGCCAAAAUCGCAAAUUUAUCAUUGCCAACGCCCGGGUGGAGAACUGCGCUAUCAUCUUCUGCAAUGACGGCUUCUGUGGCAUGUGCGGCUACACCCGUGCCGAGGUGAUGCAAAAGCCGUGCACCUGCAGCUUCCUGUACGGCCCGCACACAGCGCGGCCGGCCGUGGCACAGAUGGCCAAAGCUCUACUGGGCUCGGAGGAGAGGAAGGUGGAGAUCUCACUCUACAGGAAAGACGGUGUGUGUUUUCCCUGCUUCGUGGAUGUGGUGCCAGUGAAGAAUGAAGAUGGCCUGGUGAUCAUGUUCAUCCUGAACUUUGACCUUGUGGACCAGCGUGACUUCCCAGUGACCUCUUCUCCCAACAGAGAGCUCAACCACAAACUGCACAUCCCCUGGCUCUCCAUUGCUCGGCGGCACCGGUUCAGGCUGCCGUUGCCUCUGCUGCGCUCUCUGAGCAGAAGGCACUCGCUGCAGGACGACACAGAGUUUGGCCUCCCCUCCAUGGGCCACGAGUCGGUGACGCUGGACAAGCUCAUCUCCCUCCCGGAGCAUCGGGAGCUGGGGGCUCCUCCUCCGCCGCCUUUGCUCCUGUGGGAAGAAACACCCCAAAGUGCCUCCAGAACCCCCCAGCGUCGGCAUCAUCAUCAUCAUCAUCAUCAUCAUCAUCAGCCGCCGCCGCAGCCACGCUCCCCAGCCCUGCGCAAACCGCUCUCCCAGGGCCGCUCCCAGUCCUCCCCGAGACUGCACUCCCUGCGGCCGGAGGACCUGGCCUCCUCCAGCGUCAGCCUGAGCCACAGCCGCUCCUGUGAGAGCCUGUGCAGCUCACAGCCCUCCGUCUCCCCCCGCCACCGUACCUGGGACGGCCGACUGCCCUCACGGCCCAGCAGCACAGGUACUGUGAUCAAUAAAGCCGGCAUGCGGAACUCCACCUCAGACUCCGACCUGAUUCGCUGCCGCUCCUUCAGCAAAAGCCAGCAGAGCUUCGGCGACUCCAAGCCGGACCCCUGCGCCACCCUCCCGCACAGCGAGAUUGACAUCAUCGCCCCGUGCAAGCUCGUAGACCGCACCCACAACGUGACCGAGAAGUUCACUCAGGUACUCUCCCUGGGCGCUGAUGUGCUUCCCGAAUACAAGCUCCAGGCCCCGCGGAUCCACAAAUGGACCAUCCUGCACUACAGCCCCUUCAAAGCAGUGUGGGAUUGGGUGAUCCUGCUGCUGGUCAUCUACACGGCCGUCUUCACGCCCUACUCGGCCGCCUUCCUGCUGAGCGAUGCGGAGGAGGCUGCCAUGCUGAGCUGCGGCUACUCCUGCAGUCCGCUCAACGUGGUGGACCUCAUCGUGGACAUCCUGUUCAUCCUGGACAUCAUCAUCAACUUCAGGACGACGUACGUCAACAACAACGACGAGGUGGUGAGCCACCCGGUACGAAUCGCCGUGCACUACUUCAAGGGCUGGUUCCUCAUCGACCUGGUGGCAGCCAUACCCUUUGACCUCCUCAUCUACCGGUCUGGGGAAGAGACAACAACCCUCAUCGGGCUCCUGAAGACCGCUCGACUGCUGCGAUUGGUGCGUGUGGCCCGUAAGCUCGACCGUUAUUCCGAGUACGGGGCGGCCGUUCUCUUCCUGCUCAUGUGCACCUUCGCGCUGAUCGCCCACUGGUUGGCCUGCAUCUGGUACGCCAUCGGCAACAUGGAGCGGAGCAACUCCUCUCGCAUCGGCUGGCUGAACUCCCUCGGCGAGCAGCUGGGGAAGCCCUACAAUCACUCCAACUCCAACUCCGGCCCGUCCAUCAAGGACAAGUACGUCACGGCCCUCUACUUCACCUUCAGCAGCCUCACCAGCGUGGGCUUUGGCAACAUCUCACCCAACACCAACCCGGAGAAGAUCUUCUCCAUCUGCGUCAUGCUCAUUGGCUCGCUGAUGUAUGCCAGCAUCUUUGGGAACGUUUCGGCCAUCAUCCAGCGCCUUUACUCUGGAACAGCGCGGUACCACGCCCAGAUGAUGAGGGUGCGAGAGUUCAUCCGCUUCCACCAGAUCCCCAACCCUCUGCGCCAGAGACUGGAGGAGUACUUCCAGCACGCAUGGUCCUACACUAAUGGCAUAGAUAUGAAUGCAGUGCUGAAAGGCUUCCCUGAAUGCCUGCAGGCAGAUAUCUGCCUCCACCUGAACCGCUCCCUGCUGCAUGACUGCAAGGCUUUCCAGGGCUCCACCCAGGGCUGUCUGCGCGCCCUGGCCAUGAGGUUCAAGACCACCCACGCUCCUCCAGGAGACACACUGGUCCACGCCGGCGACGUCAUCUCAGCACUCUACUUCAUCUCGCGCGGCUCCAUCGAAAUCCUCCGUGACGAUGUGGUGGUCGCCAUCCUGGGGAAGAAUGACAUCUUUGGGGAGCCCAUCAACUUAUACACACGACCGGGGAAGUCCACGUCGGACGUCAGAGCACUGACCUACUGUGACCUGCACAAGAUCCAGAGAGAGGAUGUCCAAGAUGUUCUGGACAUGUACCCAGAGUUCUCUGACUGUUUCUGGAGCAACCUGGAAAUCACUUUUAACUUGCGUGAUACUAACAUGGCUGUGGAUUCAUUGAGCAGUGAGGACUCAGACAGUCAUAGUUCCAAUCCCAACAUUCGCAGGAAUAAGUAUUCUUUUCAUCGCAAGAAUCGCAGAGCAUCAGAUAACAGCAGCGCAGGGGCUCCAUCACAGUCCCAGAGAAACUCCCGCCAUGCGGCCCGGUGCCCAGGAGACGAGCCGAACCCCAAGGUCAAAGGUCAUGGUAGGCCUGGCUCCUCUCCUCCCUGCUCCAGUAGCGAUGAGGAGGUGGAGUCCGUCCUGACGUCUCAUUCCCAGAGCCAGUCCACUCCGCUUGCCAUGAGCGACGCUGCAGAGGUGGAGAAGGAGAAGAGCAGCAACAGCUGUAAUGCCCUGUCAGGGGCUUUCUCAGGGGUUUCCAACAUCUUCAACUUCUGGGGGGAGAAUCGUGGCCCUGAGUACCAGGAGGUCCCCAGCCGCAGUCUCACUGCACCACCUACCUCUUCCCCUGGUGCCCUCCUGCAAGGCUUCACACGCAGACAGAGCAGUGAGGUGGAGAACCGGCUAGAGCUGCUGCAGAGGCAACUCAACAGGCUGGAGACUCGCAUGUCAACAGACAUUGGGGCCAUCCUGCAGCUGCUGCAGAGGCCGAUGGCUCUCGUCCCCCCCUCUUACAGCUCAGUGUUAUCCCCAUCUCAGACGUUGCCCAGCCCUCCCACACUGGAUCAGAACAUGGUGCAUUCUGUCCCCCUGCUGGCCACAGAGAGGCAGGUAAUAUGGAUGUUAGAACAGCAGGACCUCCUUGUGGGAUCUUUUAAUCCUCCUGAUGAUGGUGGGCCCACGCAGCUACAGCCGUUUGACCUUCCUCCUCAAGACCUGCCAACGAAUCAGGCCCAGAGCCACACUGUCUUUGGGAUCCCCCAAGAAAACGAUAUGAACUCGAGCAUCCUGGAUUUCACACCAGGCAUCAAUUUAGAGAGUAUAUCAGUAAAUGUAUACAACCACAUGGGGAGUCAGCCCCAGGGGUUGGCCAGUGACUCUGAACAUGUGCUUAUGGACUGCUACCCUUUUGGGCCCCAGGCAGAGUCAGGGUCGGGGACAAGGUCAGCCUGCCCAAGCCUGGACGGAUAUCGAAGACGGCUCUCUUUGCCGGAUCAGCACUCUGCCCUGGAUGAUCCCAGUGCCCCCCAAAGACAUGCCUCAGACCCAGGGAGUUAGGAUGGGGAUCUGCUGUGCAUCUCACAAUUUUUGGCAUAUCUGUGGAAACUAAAGCCAUCAAUGAGAGUGUUUACUGAUCACAAACACGUUAGCCAUAAGUCGUAAUGAAAACAGGACUGAGUCAAUGUUGACACUGAUGGUCCGUUGUGAGUGUGAGGAGCCAGUCCUGGGCGCCAGAUGUAUUCUGCUAUAUGUGUGUGUUGAGUUUUAAAUGUGAGUGGGCAUUAUUAGCCUGUUUUUAUGAGACUCUAUAACCAAUCCAAAAAUUUGAAGCUGGAGCUCAAAGUACAGCAGCAAACAGACAGCAGACAGCGAAUGUGUGUGGUGAUCUUAUCAACCUGUAUCGGUAGACUGCUGAAGGAAAAUCAGCCUGGUCAGCGUGAUCUCUCCAAAAAAAAGCACUCAAUACCACAUCAGUCCCCAGGUGUGUACUCACAAAGCACAGCAGGCCCAUCUUCCCCCACAAGACUAGUGAUGAACAAACCUAUGCUUGUGUUAGCUGGUCUAACACAAACACUGUGUUGUGCCCUGUGAUGUCAUCGGAUUUCAUGACAGCUAUGUUUUAUUUGUCAUUAUCUGGUUGGGUGCUUUGAUGAACAUAUCUGAUUCACAGUUUGCCAUGUGAAUGGAUCUAUGAUAUAAGCCACAAGGCCAACGCUUUGUGAACUCUUCUAUUCUCUUUGAAAGCUCUAAUAAUAUUAUAACUUUUAUUGGUAUGUCACCCCACAGAGAAAGCGUUCAAUCCUAUCACCUGCCCAUCAAAGUAUCAGAGGGUAUAUUCACUGCAUUUUCCAUCAGUUUCAAAUGAGAAAUGUAAGAAAGGCGAAAUCGUUGUAUGUACGUGUCUUAGACAGCAAGCUCUCUUAUACCAAAUUAUAUUUCACUUGUUGACAAAAAAUUUCACUAUCAGAAAAUAAUAUGUUAAUAUUAUGCAUUCUGACUGGAAGACCAGCAUUAAAAUAAUUUAGUUGUACAUUUGACCAAAGUAAAAUAUGUAGUAUAAUGCAAUAUUCAGCUAUGGCAUUGUUGUAGAAAGCACUCUUACAUUGCAAGCAUAAUAUUUUCCUGAGAGAAUGUAGUCUGUUAUGAGAAAAUGUACUGUACAUGUGUUCUAGAAUGUUAUGCAAUAUAUAAGUAGAGUAUUUAUUAAUUAAAUAAAAUGUAGAUAACUCAUAAAGUAUAAUUUAAAUGAUUGACAAUAACUUAUUUGCAUCCUUGAAAUAAAUAAAAAUUAUGAACAUGAUCUUAUCUUAUUGUGUAUGAUUUGCUAAAUCAUCUUGAUUCCAAAAAUGUGCUGUUUAUACUGUCAGAGGCAUGAGCCUCACUUCCUUAUUUACCUAUUUCUCAUUUGUUAUUACAUCAUUAUUUGGUAAUAUGUUUGGGUAUUUCAUCAGUUUAGAUUGCUACGUGUAUGUAUAAUCAUCUACAUUUCUUUUAGAUGGUAUAUUUGUUGAUGCACAAUUCAUGUCAUGAUGAGGUAAUAAUAAAGUCCCGUUGUUGCCUUUAAUCUAAUAAAUCAGGGUUUACUUUGGACCACAAGGAUUACUCUAGCUCAAGUAUAGCCAAAUUAUGUAAUGCACGUACACAUGUUUAAUUCACAUGUGUAUUUGAAUUAUAUAAACACGUAAUGCAACUACAA
Molecule: messenger RNA, 5887 nt
Organism: Clupea harengus (Atlantic herring)
Lineage: Eukaryota; Metazoa; Chordata; Actinopteri; Clupeiformes; Clupeidae
Gene: kcnh2a
Product: potassium voltage-gated channel subfamily H member 2a
Biological process (GO): potassium ion transmembrane transport; regulation of ventricular cardiac muscle cell membrane repolarization; membrane repolarization during cardiac muscle cell action potential
Cellular component (GO): plasma membrane
Molecular function (GO): inward rectifier potassium channel activity
Source: RefSeq, a predicted model, not a curated record